Messenger RNA from Lindgomyces ingoldianus, 4341 nucleotides. RefSeq lists its product as uncharacterized. The record is from RefSeq and is a predicted model, not a curated record. The transcript is spliced from 2 exons. Gene Ontology annotation, molecular function: protein binding. NCBI's taxonomy places the organism in Eukaryota, Fungi, Ascomycota, Dothideomycetes, Pleosporales, Lindgomycetaceae. The coding region runs from base 71 to 4219 and encodes 1382 amino acids. Gene Ontology annotation, cellular component: nucleus; cytoplasm.
GAAGGAUUGAUGAAAAGUAGCAAAGAAUUUUCUACGUGGUGAUGAAUUGCUAUACUCUAUUUCAAGCACCAUGAAGGCCCGACGAAGUCUUCAAGAGCUUAUCCAAGAUGCCGGGAUUACCCCAGUCCUUGUCCGACAGCCUUGUCUACCGGCUCCUUCACAGCCUGCAAAUAUCGCAAGUGAAGAGGACCAUACGCAAGCCCGAAACCUACUCGUGGAUCAGAGACGAAACAAUCCAGAUUACCGAGACCCAGGCAAGCAACUGAAAUACAUUUUUAGGACCUCGAAAGAGAAGGGGAAGCUCCAGGAUACUGAAAGAUGGGAAUUCUCCCAGGAGGAACUUGACCAGGCGCUUUCGGCGGUCAUUGACAAGCCUGCAACGAGUUCUGGACUAGUACAGGCUUUUCUGAACCUCGGGGCGAAAGUUAAUUUCAUCGAACCUGAAGAUGAGAAAAAGAACAAAGGAUUGAAGAAGGCUGGUGCGGCGGCUCGACGGCGAAGCACUGUCCUGCAGCGUGCUGCUACUUUGAGAAGGGCCGACUCUGUCAGUCUCCUUGCAGGCUCCGGAGCCGACCAGGUAGCACUGGAUGAGGCACUAAACGCGGCGUUGGCCGCGAAUGAUUAUUCCUGUAUCCAAGAGUUACUUCGACACGGUGCAGAUUGCAACAGGUUCCCGAACGCGCUCGCUGAUGCUGUCAGAUCGAAUAAUCAAAAUCUCAUUCGCUUGCUUUUAAGGGCUCCGAAAGCUUUUCGCCCGGAGAUCAUUUCAUCAUGCCUUCCCGCAGCUGUCCAGCAAAAGUCCGAGCCGGUCAUAUCUUUGCUCAUUGGGUACGGUGCUGAUCCAAACUUCAAUGGAGCUAGUGCUCUCAAUAUGGCACUCACAGCUCGGGAAUACCGGCUAGCCAUUGCUUUGGUCGCUGGGCCAAUACCAUUAACGGUCUUCUCAAUCCAGGGUUGCCUCGAACCUGUUUUAAGAAUGCCAACUGCUCAAGAGCUUCACCACUUCCUCCAACUUUUGUUUUGUUGUGGUCUCCCUCCAGAUAGUCCUGGUCUAUCCGGAAUUCUCCUCACAGCUUCAAAGCGCAACGAUACCCCCCUAGCGCUGUUAAUGAUCCACUAUGGAGUUUCAACAGCUUUGAACGAGGCCGAGUGUCUACGAAAUGCCAUAGCCAACUCGAAUUGGGCGCUCGCUAAUGCGAUUCUCGAAACCCCUAUCUCUCCUGCCCAUGCAUCGGCUGCUCUCGCUGUCCUCCCGGCUGAUACCUCUAAAUCUGACAGGUCGCGCUUCAUAAACACUUUAGUACAGAAAGGUGCUAGCGGCCCACCCCUAGGACGCUGGCUCAUAUUAGCUGUGGAUGAAGGCGACUCGUUAUUAACGGACAUUCUCGUCGAUGCCGGAGCUCCACUCGACUUUGGGGACUAUAGAGCCAUCUAUGCAGCGGUAGCGAGAAAGGAUAUACGAACUCUUCAAAAGCUCUUAAGCGUGCGACCACCGCCAUCAGCUCUUGCCAAAGUCUUCCCUCUUCUCCGCCAAGGAUACUCUUCAUCCGAGCGAUUGGAGACUGCACGUAUCCUCCUCGAACAUGGUGCUCAAGGCGUAGAGAUAGACACCGCACUCGUUGACGCAAUCGCGGAUACAUCCUCCUCAAGAGACUUGGCCCUAAUUGAAGAGCUUGUAAGACACAAAGCAGACGUCAAUUAUGACGAUGGAAAAGCUAUUAGUCUUGCUACCCGGCAAGCUGAUAUUCCAAUUCUCCAAUUGCUUCUCAAAUCGAAGCCAUAUUCCCACACAACCUCGGCUGCUCUACCUUUGACAUUCGAAUCUACGGGAAGUAGGCAUUCGACAACACUUCAAAUGAUAGACCUUCUCCUUGCUAAUGGCAAGGAAGAAAGACCAGUCCUUCAGGCUUUCCAGAUAGCGGUAAACGGCGGUCCCCAGAACCUCGACAUAAUUAACCGUCUCCUCGGUACUGACCCGAGAUUAUUAGGCCCCGGGUUUCAGUAUGUUAUCGCUUUACAAGAUCGCCAAAAGAAAAUCCCAAUCUUAGGUGUUCUUCUCAACCUGGGCGUUGCUCAAGAGUAUCUUGAUAGAGCACUUGUGGCUGAAGUACAUCAAGCUCUGAGCCAAAAUGACACAGCCGUUCUUCAAGUCCUACUCGAGCAUAGAGCCUCCGUCAAUUUUAACGAUGGCGAAGCUUUGAGUAUUGCCGUAGCUUCUGGGUCAGACGAGCUUAUCCGAAUCCUAUUGGGAGGAAAGGAGAUUCCAUCAAAGCCAAGUAUCACGAAGGCAUUCCGUUCUCUCUUCCAUGAUUCUGUGGCCCAAGGGAACACCAGAGCAAGGAAUCGACUCGGAAUCGCAACAGAGCUCCUCCUUCGAGGGGUCCAGCAAUCUGUCAUAGACUCGGCUUUACGGAGCGUACUCGACCCGGCGAAUCAAGACCAUGAAACGGAGGCAGUCAUUGGCUUGCUUCUUGACUAUAGAGCUAACGUCAACGUAGCUGAUGGGGCAUGCUUCGUCUCCGCUGCACGACGGAGGGACCUGAACAUUUUUGCAAAAUUACUUGCACACGAACCCGACUUUAAUGCUCUCGUUCCGGCUCUAAUUCGUGCGAGGCUUGACGAAUCUGUCAUUUUCAAGGCAAUGCAAUUGUGCUUGGAUCAAGGAUGUACAUCAGAACACCUUGAGAUUCUUAAUCGUGGCCCGUUCAAAACACCCGCCAUGGUCUUGGUCUUGCAAGAGUACCCUCGUAGUGAGAGCCUCGUUAAGCUUUUCCUUGAUCAUGGCUGCAAUCCUGAUGUCACUACACUCUAUGUUCUUGAGCCAGCGGUAGGUGAAGAGAGUGUAACGGCUCUAGUAUGGGCAUUGGCGCAACCGCAAAAGAUGGUCUCGAUUCCAGUUGUAGUGGCGUUGUUGAAUGCAGGAGCAUCCCCAACUCGCUCCGCUUCUAAGUCCGAGCUCAGUCCGAUCACGCUCGCCGCUCGUGAAGGCCGCUCGGGCAUCAUCCAAGAGCUGAUUAGACGAGGGGCAGAUGCCUCUGUCCGUGAUAAGUGGAAUCGGUCCGCGCUAUUCUAUGCCAGUAGGACCUCACUCACCUCCAUCGUACAAACCCUAUCAGCCCACGCUCUCAAAGACGAUGGGAGUCUGCACGAGGCAGUUAGAUGCUUACAACUAGAGGUCGCUACUAUCCUCAUUAAGAGUGGAAGGCAUAAUCCUAAUUUUCCCUGUCGCCUCCACAAUGGACGAAACGCCUUGGGAGAACUUUGUCUAAACGCAGAUGUCACAAAUGGCGCCCAACGCACCAAGCUCCGCCAACUAAUUAGCCUCCUCCUUUCCAACGGCGCAAAUCCCAAAUUCAAAACGCGCAAUGAGAAAUCUGCCAUCUUCCUCGCCCUCGACAACCCCCAUUCCCCACUCGACGUUACGGAUGCUCUGCUCGAAACUGAAGUAUGGGAAGAUGUCAACGACGAAAGACACAUGUACCGUGACGCGGCCGGACUGUGGUACUCGCCUAUCAAAUACGUCGAACUAGUCCCGAGCCACAGCCGCAACCGCUACAAGCAAGAGCUCAUCGAGUUGCUUCAGGACAAAGGAUGUGAACCUAAAUACUACUCCGAGAACGCCGAGCAACCAAUUGGUGCGGUUGGCAUACCCGUGCCUAUCAAGAAGCUUGCAGACCGGCAAAAGGAACACCAGCUCUCUCUCAAGCUGGCAAAGGAACAAAGCGAGCAUGCUCGCAUGCUAGAGGAGUCGACGCAUCGAGACGCGCUACGGCGGAAACAGGAACAACAGGAUGCGGAAAUGGCGGCUGCGGCCGCAGCACAGGCGCAGUGGACAACACUCGAAUCACAAAAACACGAAUUUGAGAUGCACCGCGUGCGCGAGGCCGAACGGAUGAAGAGGCAGGAGAAAGUGGCAUGGCAUACUCUGCAGGUGGAGCAGGAGCGCAACUUCGCUGCCGAACGACUGCAGAUCGAGGAUCGCAAGGCUAGCGCUAGCUUUGCGCAAGAGGCGAGGUUGAUUAAGCAGAGGAAAGACGAGAUAGAGUAUAGAGCGAGUGUAGAGAGGCGAAUGCUGAAGGAGAAGGAGGAGUUGUAUGAGAGGAAUGUUAGCAGGCAGGUUGCGGUAACUGAGAGGAUGGAUGAGUCGGCCCAGUUGCAUGCGAGGUUGAGGAUGGAGAGGCCAGCGAUCGAGGGGGCGCCGAGCUGGGGACCAGAUUGAGAUCUUGUGGCUUGGUUCGAUUUGGAUUAAGCGUUUGGGCUUUUGUUUCAUAACCUGGGUUUGGGUGGGAUGCUGGAAUUGAACGAGUAUAUGAUGUCACGGCCGUCAUUCUACUUCAUCCG